Messenger RNA from Juglans microcarpa x Juglans regia, 1963 nucleotides. RefSeq names its product ATP-dependent 6-phosphofructokinase 3-like. Lineage: Eukaryota; Viridiplantae; Streptophyta; Magnoliopsida; Fagales; Juglandaceae. Bases 178 to 1656 code for a protein of 492 amino acids. The record is from RefSeq and is a predicted model, not a curated record. Gene Ontology annotation, biological process: glycolytic process; fructose 6-phosphate metabolic process. The transcript is spliced from 13 exons. Gene Ontology annotation, molecular function: 6-phosphofructokinase activity; ATP binding. Gene Ontology annotation, cellular component: cytoplasm.
GAUUGUAUCGACUUUGUCCGAGCUUCUUCAAUUCCUUCUCCCCUAAGCCUUCCACCUCGUUAUUCUUCUUCCUCGACUCCUUCUUCUUCUUCUUCUUCUUCCACGUCAAGUUCUGGUUGUCGCUGCGUGAGUCUCCGUUCCAGUCCAGCUUCGAGAAAUCGUUUUUCGUGGGCCCUGAUGGGAACCUCCGACAGUUAUGAGCCCAAUAGCGUGACCGGAGCGGCUGGUUAUGUCCUCGAGGACGUGCCCCAUUUGACUGAUUAUAUUCGUGAUCUUCCUACCUGUCAAAAUCCGUUGCAAGACAAUCCUUCGUACUCAGUCGUGAAGCAGUAUUUUGUCAAUGCCGAUGACUCUGUUGCUCAGAAGAUUGUAGUUCACAAAGAUAGUCCAAGAGGCACACAUUUUCGACGUGCUGGACCCCGUCAAAAGGUGUACUUCGAGCCAGAUGAUGUUCACGCUUGUAUUGUGACAUGCGGGGGUCUCUGUCCUGGGCUCAACACAGUGAUCAGAGAAAUAGUAUGUGGCCUGUACCAUAUGUAUGGCGUGAAGAAAGUUCUGGGGAUUGAUGGAGGAUACAGGGGCUUCUAUGCUCGAAAUACAAUUACUUUGACUCCUAAGGUUGUGAAUGAUAUCCAUAAACGUGGUGGAACCACCCUUGGAACAUCACGAGGUGGCCAUGAUACCAAUAAAAUAGUUGAUAGCAUUCAAGAUCGAGGGAUAAACCAGGUUUACAUAAUUGGAGGAGACGGAACUCAAAGAGGGGCGUCUGUCAUAUUUGAGGAAAUUAGAAGGCGUGGUCUCAAAGUUGCAGUGGCUGGAAUCCCCAAAACCAUUGAUAACGACAUCCCGGUUAUUGACAGGUCCUUCGGCUUUGACACUGCUGUUGAGGAGGCUCAGCGUGCUAUUCAUGCAGCACAUGUAGAAGCUGAAAGUGUUGAGAACGGUAUUGGUGUUGUGAAGCUAAUGGGUCGCUACAGCGGGUUUAUUGCAAUGUAUGCUACUCUUGCAAGCCGAGAUGUGGACUGUUGCUUGAUUCCUGAGUCACCAUUUUAUCUUGAAGGUCCAGGCGGUCUUUUCGAAUACAUAGAGAAACGACUCAGAGAAAAUGGGCACAUGGUUCUUGUGAUAGCUGAAGGCGCGGGACAGGACCUGCUUUCUGAGAGCAUUCAGUCUAUGGGUAAGCAGGAUGCUUCUGGAAACAAGCUUCUCCAGGAUGUUGGGCUGUGGAUAUCACAGAAAAUUAAGGAUCAUUUUUCCAAUCAAACUAAGAUGGUCAUGAACCUCAAAUAUAUAGAUCCUACUUAUAUGAUUCGAGCUGUUCCAAGCAAUGCCUCUGACAAUGUAUACUGCACGCUUCUUGCUCAUAGUGCGGUUCAUGGAGCAAUGGCAGGUUAUACGGGAUUUACGGUUGGGCCGGUCAAUGGAAGACAUGCUUACAUACCAUUCUAUAGGAUUAUUGAGAGACAGAACAAUGUUGUGAUUACUGAUAGAAUGUGGGCUAGGCUUCUGUCUUCAACGAAUCAGCCAAGCUUCUUGAGUGCUAAAGAUGUCAUUGAAGACAAAAGAGAGGAUGAACUACCCACCCAGAUGUUGGAUGAUGAGCAAUAUUCCGAUGACAACAAUAUGGUGAACAAAGAUUUCAGCCAUGCUUUAUGAGUCAGUACUCAUAAUCCUUUCUUUGAGGAUACUGUCAUUGCUGUAGUCUAAUUCCUACCCAGUCUUGUUCUUCUGUAAGUGAUAUUGAAGCUUAAAUUCAUGGUUUUCCAAUGCCAUGAGAAGCAUUUGGAAAAAGUUAUCCCACUUGGGUAUAAGUUUUGUUUGCUGAUAGAUAAUAUGGAUCUUAAGGAAUCGCAUAUGCGAGAUGAUUUAUGGCAUCACAGUCACAACCUUUUCCCACCUUGGAAAGCACUAGCACAAUGGAGUUUUGUCUGUCUGCUGAAGAUGUUGACAUUUUCAAUUAAAA